GCCAACUCCCUACUCGCCACUCUCCACUCUUCAAACAAUCAAAGCCUCUCCCACUUAAUUCCUUUUUUUUGCCUUUUUUUCCACUCUCAAAACUCUGCAAAAGACAGAGAAAAAGAGAGCAGAGGCAUGGCUAUUUCAGUCUCCAUUUCCCAUAUUACCCCUAUCACAUUGUUUUAUUUACUCCUCCUCCUCCUCCUAUCCUCCACCAUCACCACCACCACCACCACCUCUGCUCUCAAUAUAACCUCCAUCCUCUCCUCCUUCCAAAACCUUACCUCCUUCUCCUCCCUCCUCUGCUCCACCUCCGUCGCCCCUGAUCUCACGCGCCGCGACCCCGUUACUUUACUCGCCGUUCCGAACUCGUACCUCUCCACGUCCCCUUCCUCCGACCUCACGCGCCGCCUCCCACCGUCGUCACUAGGUGACAUCCUGCGCUACCACGUCCUUCUACAAUACUUCUCCUGGAGCGACCUCCGCCAGAUCCCACCCUCAGGCGUGCUUGUAACCACCCUCCUCCAAACAACGGGCCGGGUCCAUUCCAACUUCGGCGCCGUUAAUAUCACCCGUGACCCUUUAACCAACUCCAUCACAAUCCAAUCACCGGCCCCUUUCUCCCCGUCCAACGUCACCGUUUUAUCGUUAAUCAAAACCCUCCCUUACAAUAUCACAAUCCUGGCCGUUGAUUCCCUCCUUGUUCCCUACGACUUCAAUCUAUUGGCCUCUGAAACCCGGCCCCCCCUUGGCCUCAACAUUACCAAAGCCCUAAUCGAUGGCCAUAAUUUCAACGUCGCCGCCUCAAUGUUAGCCGCUUCCGGCGUCGUCGAUGAAUUCGAAGCCGACGAGGGCGGUGCUGGAAUCACUCUCUUUGUCCCCACAGACGAUGCUUUCGGCGAUCUGCCGGGCAAUGUCAAAUUGCAGUCACUCCCAGCUGAUAAGAAAGCUGUGGUCCUAAAAUUCCACGUGCUUCAUUCUUAUUACCCUUUGGGUUCACUGGAAUCGAUCGUGAACCCGGUCCAACCGACAUUAGCCACGGAAGAUAACGGCGCCGGCAGCUUCACUCUCAAUAUUUCAAGAGUCAAUGGAUCUGUCGCGAUCGAUACGGGAAUUGUUCAAGCAUCGGUUACCCAAACGGUGUUCGACCAAAACCCCGUUGCCAUUUUCGGGGUUUCCAAGGUUUUGUUGCCUAGAGAGAUUUUUGGGAAAGACUCGGCUGGAGUAACAUCGAAGCCGGGGAAUGCGGUGGUGGGGACGACAGUUCAGCCGCCGGAAACAUCUCCAUCACCGGAGAAUUCGGCCGGGUUUAGUGGUCCAGCGUCACAUCUUUCAUCGCCGCCGGGAUUUCGUGAAGAGAUAACAUCGAAGGGUGGAAGAUAUAGAAUGCAAAGCUGCAUUGUUACUGUAUGUUGUAUAGGAUUGGUUCUAGUGGUAUGAGAGCUUCAGCCUUGAAACCUAUUUACUAGCUUCAAUUGGGUUGAAUUCCUUGUAUAAUUUCCUGUAUGAGAUGUUGGUCAACAACUUGUUUUUUUUAAUAACCUUUUAUAUAUUUUGUCUCAAAAUAGCAUAGAGUUUUUGUAAUUUUUUGUUUUUGCCCCGAAAAUGUAUUGGAAUUUGCUUUCAUGUAUUGGAAUUCAAGCGUUUAUCAUCUGCAUAAUAAGGAAGAAAA
Messenger RNA from Gossypium arboreum, 1663 nucleotides. Its product is annotated as fasciclin-like arabinogalactan protein 4. The record is from RefSeq and is a predicted model, not a curated record. The transcript has a single exon. The coding region runs from base 127 to 1431 and encodes 434 amino acids. Lineage: Eukaryota; Viridiplantae; Streptophyta; Magnoliopsida; Malvales; Malvaceae. Gene Ontology annotation, biological process: multidimensional cell growth; abscisic acid-activated signaling pathway; mucilage biosynthetic process involved in seed coat development. Gene Ontology annotation, cellular component: plasma membrane.